Messenger RNA from Peromyscus eremicus (cactus mouse), 2298 nucleotides. It is a transcript of the gene Baiap2l1, whose product is annotated as BAR/IMD domain containing adaptor protein 2 like 1. Gene Ontology annotation, cellular component: nucleoplasm; cytosol. NCBI's taxonomy places the organism in Eukaryota, Metazoa, Chordata, Mammalia, Rodentia, Cricetidae. The coding region runs from base 258 to 1802 and encodes 514 amino acids. The transcript is spliced from 14 exons. Gene Ontology annotation, molecular function: protein binding. The record is from RefSeq and is a predicted model, not a curated record. Gene Ontology annotation, biological process: actin crosslink formation; plasma membrane organization; actin filament bundle assembly.
CUGCCCGUCCCUUCGCUAGUCCCAGCCGCGUCAGGCUACGUUUACCUCGCAGCUCCCCGGGGCUCCGAAGCGCCGCAAAGUUUUGACAUUUUGGCAGCGGAGACGCGCGCUGGCUCUCUCCGGCUGACGGCUGUGGCGGCGGCCGACUCUCCAGAGGCCGCUCAGUCCCAAGUCCUAGGCGCUCCCGCCGGCCGGAGUCCCGCGGCCACGAGGCCCCGCCGCGUCCUCCCGCGCUCGCCCUCCCGGAGGCUGCAGCCAUGUCUCGGGGGCCGGAGGAGGUGAACCGGCUCACGGAGAACACGUACCGGAAUGUUAUGGAACAAUUCAAUCCUGGACUACGAAACUUAAUAAACCUAGGAAAAAAUUAUGAAAAAGCAGUGAAUGCUAUGAUCUUGGCUGGAAAGGCCUACUACGAUGGAGUGGCCAAGAUUGGUGAGAUUGCCACUGGGUCUCCAGUAUCAACAGAACUAGGCCAUGUCCUCAUAGAGAUUUCCAGCAUCCACAAGAAACUCAAUGAGACUCUUGAUGAAAAUUUCAAAAAAUUCCAUAAGGAGAUUAUUCAUGAGCUGGAGAAGAAGACAGAACUUGACGUAAAGUAUAUGAAUGCUACUCUAAAAAGAUACCAAGCAGAACACAGGAAUAAAUUAGAUUCUUUGGAGAAAUCUCAGGCAGAGUUGAAGAAGAUCAGAAGAAAAAGUCAAGGAGGAAGAAAUGCACUCAAAUAUGAACACAAAGAAAUUGAGUAUGUGGAGACUGUUACUUCUCGCCAGAGUGAAAUCCAGAAGUUCAUUGCAGAUGGCUGCAAAGAAGCCCUGCUUGAGGAAAAAAGGCGCUUCUGCUUUCUGGUGGACAAGCACUGUAGCUUUGCCAAUCACAUACACUACUAUCACCUGCAGUCUGCAGAAUUACUUAAUUCCAAGCUGCCCCGGUGGCAGGAAACCUGUUGUGAUGCCACAAAAGUACCAGAGAAAAUCAUGAACAUGAUAGAAGAGAUAAAGACACCCAUCUCCACACCAGUGUCCGGGACACCACAGCCUUCACCCAUGAUCGAGAGAAGCAAGAUGAUUGGGAAAGAUUAUGACACCCUUUCUAAAUACUCACCAAAGAUGCCCCCUGCUCCUUCAGUCAAAGCCUAUACCAGCCCUUUGAUUGAUAUGUUCAAUAACCCAGCAACAGCUGCACAGAGUUCAGAAAAGAUAAACAACUCAGCAGACACCUCAGAAGAUCCCAGUUUACAAAGAUCCGUUUCUGUUGCAACCGGACUGAACAUGAUGAAGAAACAAAAAGUGAAGACCAUCUUCCCUCACACUGCUGGCAACAACAAGACCUUACUUAGCUUUGCCCAGGGGGACAUCAUCACACUGCUCAUCCCCGAGGAGAAGGACGGCUGGCUCUAUGGAGAGCAUGACACCACCAAAGCGAGGGGUUGGUUCCCAUCAUCAUACACAAAGUUGCUGGAAGAAAAUGUGAAGGAAGCAGUGUCUGUGCCUACACCGAGCCCUGCACCCGUGAGAAGCAUCAGUACUGUGGACCUGACUGAGAAGAGCAAUGUUGUCAUCCCUCCUCCUGACUACCUGGAGUGCCUGUCCAUGGGAGCCACCUCAGACAAGAGAACAGAUGCUCCCAAGACUACUACUUCUACCUUCAAAGCCCCAGUGUCCAGACCAGAUGCCACAUCCACAUCUCCGAGUGACACAAACGGGACCGCAAAGCCACCGUUCCUCAGUGGAGAGAACCCCUUUGCUACUGUGAAACUCCGGCCGACAGUGACAAAUGACCGAUCAGCACCAGUCAUUCGAUGAAGACAGGAGGGAUCCUGCUAGUCCCUCUAUCUGAGUUCUCACCUGCGAGACGACAGGUUGCUGGACCGGUGCAGGCACUGUCAGAGUAUCAGAGGGUGCCUGAUUUCAGUGAACCCCACUUGAGCAAAUCAAUGUAUUUUCUCAGUUUAACAGAGCUGGGUUUACACAUUUUUGUCUUUAAGGUAAAUGAGUAGCUUAGUGAUUAGAUCAAUCAUUUGAAAUAUUUUCUUUUCUAUUCAAAAGCAGUAAAUUUGGUUCAAGUUCUUCUAAUUUUAAUUUUUAAGGAAAUAGCCAGAAUAAGGGCUAGUCUUAUCUAUGCUUUUGUGCCUGGCUUUCUGUGGCUGAAUGCAAAAAGACCAGGGUUUUAUUUUAUAAAGCCUGUGCUCUUAAGUAGCAUUAUGAUGUUCAUCUAAAGAAACUAUGUAAGUUUGUAUCAGAGCAUGCAAAUCUAGUAAGCAAUAUAAAUUAUGAAACUAUAUUAAAUAUUUUUAAAUGA